Molecule: messenger RNA, 6532 nt
Organism: Symphalangus syndactylus (siamang)
Lineage: Eukaryota; Metazoa; Chordata; Mammalia; Primates; Hylobatidae
Gene: DOCK6
Product: dedicator of cytokinesis 6
Biological process (GO): positive regulation of GTPase activity; small GTPase-mediated signal transduction
Cellular component (GO): cytosol
Molecular function (GO): guanyl-nucleotide exchange factor activity
Source: RefSeq, a predicted model, not a curated record
GCCCCGCCCCGGCUGCCCAGAACCGGGAGGCGGCAGCGGCGGCGGGGCCGGGGCGCGGGGAGGCGGUGGGACGCGAGAACCAUGGCGGCCGCCGAGCGCCGCGCCUUCGCGCACAAGAUCAACAGGACGGUGGCCGCAGAGGUGCGGAAGCAGGUGUCCCGGGAACGCAGUGGCUCCCCCCACUCCAGCAGACGCUGCAGCAGCUCCCUGGGGGUCCCACUGACUGAAGUUGUCGAGCCCCUGGACUUUGAGGAUGUACUUCUGAGCUGGCCACCAGAUGCUGAGCCCGGGCCCCUCAGGGACCUGGUAGAAUUCCCAGCUGAUGACUUGGAGCUGCUUCUGCAGCCCCGGGAAUGCCGGACCACGGAGCCCGGGAUCCCCAAGGAUGAAAAACUGGAUGCCCAGGUGAGGGCUGCGGUGGAGAUGUAUAUCGAGGACUGGGUCAUCGUCCACAGAAGGUAUCAGUACCUGAGUGCAGCAUACAGCCCCGUCACCACGGAGACACAGCGGGAGCGACAGAAGGGCCUCCCCCGCCAGGUCUUUGAGCAGGAUGCUUCUGGAGACGAGAGGUCCGGCCCUGAGGACUCGAAUGACUCCCGGCGUGGCUCGGGCUCCCCAGAAGACACCCCUCGAAGCAGUGGUGCCUCUAGCAUCUUCGACCUGAGGAACCUGGCAGCUGACUCAUUGCUGCCCUCUCUGCUACAGCGGGCGGCCCCAGAAGAUGUGGACCGGCGCAAUGAAACCCUUCGACGGCAGCACCGGCCCCCGGCCCUGUUCACCCUCUACCCAGCACCUGACGAGGAUGAAGCCGUGGAACGCUGUAGCCGCCCAGAGCCACCCCACGAGCACUUUGGACAGAGGAUCUUGGUCAAGUGUCUGUCACUCAAGUUCGAGAUUGAAAUUGAGCCCAUCUUUGGGAUCUUGGCUCUGUAUGAUGUGCGGGAGAAAAAGAAGAUCUCGGAGAACUUCUACUUCGACCUGAACUCGGAUUCCAUGAAGGGGCUGCUUCGGGCUCAUGGCACCCACCCUGCCAUCUCCACCCUGGCCCGCUCUGCCAUCUUCUCUGUGACCUACCCUUCACCUGACAUCUUCCUGGUCAUCAAGUUGGAGAAGGUGCUUCAGCAAGGGGACAUCAGUGAGUGCUGUGAGCCUUACAUGGUGAUGAAAGAAGUGGACACAGCCAAGAACAAAGAGAAGCUAGAGAAGCUGCGCCUGGCGGCCGAGCAGUUCUGCACCCGCCUGGGCCGCUACCGCAUGCCCUUCGCCUGGACGGCCGUACACUUAGCUAACAUCGUGAGCAGCGCUGGGCAGCUGGACCGGGACUCUGACUCGGAGGGCGAGCGCCGGCCAGCCUGGACAGACCGCCGCCGUCGGGGGCCCCAGGACCGGGCGAGUAGUGGGGACGACGCCUGCAGCUUCUCUGGCUUCCGUCCAGCCACGCUAACUGUCACAAACUUCUUUAAGCAGGAGGCUGAGCGACUCAGUGAUGAGGACCUCUUCAAGUUCCUGGCUGACAUGAGGCGCCCGUCGUCCCUGCUGCGGCGGCUACGUCCUGUGACUGCCCAGCUCAAGAUUGACAUUUCUCCGGCUCCUGAAAAUCCCCACUUCUGCCUCUCCCCUGAGCUGCUUCAUAUCAAGCCCUACCCGGACCCCAGGGGCCGGCCCACCAAGGAGAUCCUGGAGUUCCCUGCCCGUGAGGUCUAUGCCCCCCAUACCAGCUACAGGAACCUGCUGUAUGUGUACCCACACAGCCUGAACUUCAGCAGCCGCCAGGGCUCUGUGCGCAACCUCGCCGUGCGAGUGCAGUACAUGACAGGCGAGGACCCCAGCCAGGCCUUGCCGGUCAUCUUUGGCAAGUCCAGCUGCAGUGAAUUUACCCGCGAGGCCUUCACACCGGUGGUCUACCAUAACAAGUCCCCUGAGUUCUAUGAGGAGUUCAAGCUUCGUCUUCCAGCCUGCGUGACAGAGAACCAUCACCUGCUGUUCACCUUCUACCACGUCAGCUGCCAGCCCCGGCCGGGCACUGCCCUGGAGACGCCCGUGGGCUUUACUUGGAUCCCACUGCUGCAGCACGGGCGCCUGAGGACCGGCCCCUUCUGUCUCCCAGUGUCUGUGGACCAGCCACCGCCCAGCUAUUCUGUGCUCACACCCGAUGUGGCGCUGCCGGGCAUGCGCUGGGUGGACGGUCACAAGGGCGUGUUCAGUGUGGAGCUCACGGCCGUGUCCUCUGUGCACCCCCAGGACCCCCACCUGGACAAGUUCUUCACCCUGGUGCACGUCCUGGAGGAGGGAGCCUUCCCAUUCCGGCUCAAGGACACUGUUCUGAGCGAGGGCAACGUGGAGCAGGAGCUGCGGGCCAGUCUUGCAGCACUGCGCCUGGCCAGCCCCGAACCCCUCGUGGCCUUCUCCCACCACGUGCUGGACAAGCUCGUGCGUCUGGUCGUCAGGCCCCCGAUCAUCAGUGGCCAGAUUGUGAACCUGGGCCGUGGAGCCUUUGAAGCAAUGGCCCAUGUAGUUAGCCUUGUUCACCGGAGCCUGGAGGCAGCCCAGGAUGCCCGCGGUCACUGCCCACAGCUGGCUGCCUACGUCCACUACGCCUUUCGCCUGCCUGGCACUGAGCCCAGCCUCCCGGAUGGGGCCCCUCCAGUGACAGUGCAGGCUGCCACACUGGCCCGUGGCUCUGGUCGCCCCGCAAGCCUCUACCUGGCACGUUCCAAGAGCAUCAGCAGUAGCAACCCUGACCUCGCUGUGGCCCCUGGCUCUGUGGAUGAUGAGGUUUCCCGCAUCCUGGCCAGCAAGGGCAUCGAUCGCUCACACUCCUGGGUGAAUUCCGCUUAUGCUCCAGGAGGCAGUAAGGCUGUGCUGCGGCGGGCACCCCCUUAUUGUGGGGCCGACCCCAGACAGCUGCUUCACGAGGAGCUGGCUCUGCAGUGGGUGGUCAGCAGCAGUGCCGUACGCGAGGCCAUCCUCCAGCACGCCUGGUUCUUCUUCCAGCUCAUGGUGAAGAGUAUGGCGCUGCACCUGCUUCUUGGCCAGCGACUAGACACACCCCGCAAGCUGCGCUUCCCUGGGCGCUUCCUGGACGACAUCACUGCCUUGGUGGGCUCUGUGGGCCUGGAGGUCAUCACCCGUGUCCACAAGGAUGUGGAGCUGGCCGAGCGCCUCAACGCCAGCCUGGCCUUCUUCCUCAGUGACCUUCUGUCCCUGGUGGACCGGGGCUUUGUCUUCAGCCUGGUCCGGGCCCACUACAAGCAGGUGGCCACGCGGCUCCAGUCGUCCCCUAAUCCAGCGGCCCUGCUGACCCUGCGCAUGGAAUUCACCCGCAUCCUGUGCAGCCACGAGCACUACGUGACCCUCAACCUCCCCUGCUGCUCCCUGUCACCCCCAGCCUCGCCCUCCCCCUCUGUGUCCUCCACCACCUCCCAGAGCUCCACCUUCUCCAGCCAAGCCCCGGACCCCAAGGUGACCAGCAUGUUUGAACUGAGUGGACCAUUCCGGCAGCAGCACUUCCUAGCUGGGCUCCUGCUAACGGAGCUGGCGCUGGCCCUUGAACCUGAGGCUGAGGGGGCAUUCCUGUUGCACAAGAAGGCCAUCAGUGCUGUGCACAGCCUGCUAGGUGGCCAUGACACUGACCCCCGCUACGCCGAGGCCACUGUGAAGGCUCGUGUGGCCGAGCUGUACCUGCCACUGCUAUCGAUUGCACGGGAUACCUUGCCACGGCUGCAUGACUUUGCUGAGGGCCCAGGUCAGCGGUCAAGACUGGUCUCAAUGCUUGACUCAGACACAGAAGGCGAAGGGGACAUUGCGGGUACCAUCAACCCCUCUGUGGCCAUGGCCAUUGCUGGUGGCCCCCUAGCCCCUGGCUCCCGGGCCAGCAUCUGCCAGGGGCCACCAACGGCUUCUCGCGCAGGCUGUGCCCUCUCUGCUGAGUCAAGCCGGACCUUGCUGGUGUGUGUGCUGUGGGUGCUGAAAAACGCUGAGCCGGCGCUCCUGCAGCGCUGGGCCACUGACCUGACACUCCCCCAGCUGGGACGUCUGUUGGACUUGCUGUACCUCUGCCUGGCUGCCUUUGAGUACAAGGGGAAAAAGGCCUUUGAACGCAUCAACAGCCUCACAUUCAAAAAAUCGCUGGAUAUGAAGGCGCGGCUAGAAGAAGCCAUCCUGGGCACCAUCGGAGCUCGACAAGAAAUGGUUCGGCGAAGUCGUGAGAGGAGCCCGUUUGGGAAUCUGGAGAACGUGCGCUGGCGGAAGAGCGUCACACACUGGAAGCAAACCUCAGACCGCGUGGACAAGACCAAGGAUGAAAUGGAACAUGAGGCCUUGGUGGAAGGGAACCUGGCAACCGAGGCAAGCCUAGUGGUUCUGGACACACUGGAGAUCAUCGUGCAGACGGUGAUGCUUUCAGAAGCCCGGGAGAGCGUCUUGGGGGCAGUGCUGAAGGUUGUGCUGUACAGCCUGGGCAGUGCCCAGAGUGCCCUCUUCUUGCAGCAUGGCCUGGCCACCCAGAGGGCCCUUGUGUCCAAGUUCCCGGAGCUACUGUUCGAGGAGGACACGGAGCUGUGUGCCGACCUGUGCCUGAGGCUCCUACGACACUGUGGCAGCCGCAUCAGCACCAUCCGCACGCAUGCCAGCGCCUCGCUGUACCUGCUCAUGCGACAGAACUUCGAGAUCGGCCACAACUUUGCCCGGGUGAAGAUGCAGGUCACCAUGUCUCUCUCGUCCCUGGUGGGGACGACGCAGAACUUCAGUGAAGAACACCUGCGACGUUCACUCAAAACCAUCCUCACCUAUGCUGAGGAGGAUGUGGGGCUGCGGGACAGCACCUUCGCGGAGCAGGUCCAGGACCUGAUGUUCAACCUGCACAUGAUCCUGACAGACACGGUGAAGAUGAAGGAACACCAGGAGGACCCUGAGAUGCUCAUCGACCUCAUGUACAGAAUUGCCCGGGGCUACCAGGGCUCACCGGACCUGCGGCUGACGUGGUUGCAGAACAUGGCUGGGAAGCACGCAGAGCUGGGCAACCACGCUGAGGCCGCCCAGUGCAUGGUGCAUGCGGCCGCCCUCGUGGCUGAGUACCUCGCCCUGCUCGAGGACCACCGCCACCUGCCCGUGGGCUGCGUUUCCUUCCAGAACAUCUCAUCCAAUGUGCUAGAGGAGUCCGCCAUCUCCGAUGACAUCCUGUCGCCCGACGAGGAGGGCUUCUGCUCCGGGAAACACUUCACUGAGCUGGGGCUGGUAGGGUUGCUGGAACAGGCAGCCGGCUACUUCACCAUGGGCGGGCUCUACGAGGCGGUGAAUGAGGUCUACAAGAACCUCAUCCCCAUCCUGGAGGCCCACCGUGACUACAAGAAGCUGGCCGCGGUACACGGCAAACUGCAGGAGGCCUUCACCAAGAUCAUGCACCAGAGUUCCGGCUGGGAGCGCGUGUUCGGGACAUAUUUCCGCGUGGGCUUCUACGGCGCCCGCUUCGGCGACCUGGAUGAGCAGGAGUUUGUGUACAAGGAGCCAUCGAUCACGAAGCUGGCAGAGAUCUCACACCGGCUGGAGGAGUUCUACACGGAGAGAUUUGGUGAUGACGUCGUUGAGAUUAUCAAAGACUCUAACCCUGUGGACAAGUCCAAGCUUGACUCACAGAAGGCCUACAUCCAGAUCACGUAUGUGGAACCGUACUUUGAUACCUACGAGCUCAAGGACCGGGUGACCUACUUUGACCGCAACUAUGGGCUUCGCACAUUCCUGUUCUGCACGCCCUUCACACCGGAUGGGCGCGCACACGGGGAGCUGCCCGAGCAACACAAGCGUAAGACGCUGCUCAGCACUGACCAUGCUUUCCCCUACAUCAAGACUCGCAUCCGUGUGUGCCACCGGGAGGAGAUGGUGCUGACGCCGGUGGAGGUGGCCAUCGAGGACAUGCAGAAGAAGACACGGGAGCUGGCCUUUGCCACUGAGCAGGACCCACCAGAUGCUAAGAUGCUACAGAUGGUGCUUCAGGGCUCUGUAGGGCCCACUGUGAACCAGGGUCCCCUGGAGGUGGCCCAGGUGUUUUUAGCAGAGAUCCCGGAAGACCCCAAGCUCUUCCGGCAUCACAACAAAUUGCGGCUCUGCUUCAAGGACUUCUGCAAGAAAUGUGAGGAUGCACUGCGGAAAAAUAAGACCCUGAUUGGGCCGGACCAGAAGGAGUACCACCGCGAGCUGGAGCGCAACUACUGCCGCCUGCGGGAGGCUCUGCAGCCCCUGCUUACCCAGUGCCUGCCCCAGCUGCUGGCACCCACCCCACCCGGCCUCAGGAACUCCUUGAACAGAGCAAGUUUCCGAAAGGCAGACCUCUGAGCCCACAAGGACCAAACCUGUGCCUAGAGGACCCAGCACCCGGGCCUCAGCUGUCUGUGCUGCUAGGGGAGUCUCCCUUGGUGCCCACUGGGCCGUGGGGUGACCACACUGUACUCGGGGCUGGGCCCUCUGCCCCUCUGUCCCCAUCUGUAUGCACUGAUGCUUCCUCCCUUUUUUAAUUUAAAAUGGUUUUUAUAAGCAA